AUGAUGGAUACAAUGGUGAAUACACCGACACCUGUACGACAGUUGGUAGCCCAAUUUGACAACUUGCAUGUGGAUGUUAUGAACAAAAACUGUGAUGAAGACUCAAAUCAUGAUAAAAGUUUGGAUUCUGGUGCUGGAGGUUCUUUAGAUGACCAACUGUCGGCAGCAGGAGGUUCUCAGUUGAUUGAGGAAUGCAGUACGCUACCGACACCGGCCACUUUACGUAGCUCGAUUCCUCUUUCGGGCCAGACACUAGAUAAAGUACUUUCGCAACCAACACCAGAACCUGUGCUGGCACAUGCUGUACAUAGUGGACUACGAGAAUCUACCGUUUCACAUUGUCAUCCGAACGAAAAAAAUUUAGCUGAGGUUGUGGUGUCGGAACUUGAGGUCAGUGGAUCAGAUGUUGCCAAGAAAGUAAACAGUGAAGAUUCUACUAAAAUAUUGUCCGGUGAACAUUUUCGAAAGUUACUCAACAUUAGUCGCAGUGAUCUUGAAAAGCGAAUAGAAAUGGCCGCAGAAGUAUUGGGAAAUGCGAAGGAUAUUCCUGAAGCAGCGGCAGAUACAGUUCGACUGGCAGUUGGGAAAGCAAAUUUGCUACUUUCGAGGAAGAUGAAAAAAUUUGCAGAAUUGAUUGAUAAAAAUUUGAACCCUGUUGAUGGAGAUUUACAGCCAGCCAAAGUAUGUGAUUUGACAGCAUAUUGGGAUUUGGUGAAAAUUGAGCUUCUGGAUGUUGAGCGUCUUUUUAAUGAUAUAGAUUUGUUAAGACAGAAUAACUGGCAGCCGGUACCUGUGUCUGCUGGGGAUGAUGAUUCAAAGGGUUCUCAGUCAAAAGUUGAUGAGAAAACAGUACGUAAAGUACGACCUGCUCCAGCAGCUCGAACAAAAGAUGCUGGCAAAAAUGCAGCGACAGAAAGGCAACGAAAACAGGCUUUGGCGGAAGCUAAACGUAGAUUACGGGAACGGAUGCAAAACGAUGGAGCUGAUUCAGAUACCCUUAUUUCGUGA
This is a messenger RNA of Enterobius vermicularis (human pinworm), 1008 nucleotides long. The record is from the annotation of a GenBank genome assembly. NCBI's taxonomy places the organism in Eukaryota, Metazoa, Nematoda, Chromadorea, Rhabditida, Oxyuridae.